Halichondria panicea is the source of this 2969-nucleotide messenger RNA. RefSeq lists its product as uncharacterized. Lineage: Eukaryota; Metazoa; Porifera; Demospongiae; Suberitida; Halichondriidae. Bases 517 to 2760 code for a protein of 747 amino acids. The transcript has 17 exons. The record is from RefSeq and is a predicted model, not a curated record.
UUUCCUGUGCUCCAGCGUGAUCCUCUAUAAUUCUAUCCUUGUUGUUUCAAAGUUAAUAAUUAGAGUUAGUUAUUAGUACUCAAGUGAACUGUGGUCUAAAGAUUAGGGAUAGAUAUAGUUUGUCUAGUUUGUGAGUUACUCGUACGUACAGACGGUUUCAAAGCCGAAUAGUUCAAGCGUUAUUUAAGUGAGCAAGGGUUAUCACUACCUUUUUUGCUCUACACAGAGACUGACCGUCUGCGCAUACUGAAAGUUUUCAAUUGUGGUGGGACUUUUCUCAGAGUAGUGUUUCACAAACACUUCAUUGAAAUUGCAAAGUUUACUUGUACUUGUAAUUUCAAGAAAGCUGUGCAUCCAUCCACCAACUAUGAUAAAUCAUUGCGUGUUGUUGUCUCUCUGGAUCUGAUAUCUCGCUAACUUUGUAAAUCUUACGCAAUCAUCUUUUAAAUAUUGACACACUCGUCACCCUUCACUGAUCGGAAUUGACAUUUUAUCGUAAACUACAAAACACACAAAAUGUCGGCAGAUCUGUCAGAGCUACCAAGCACACAACAACCACACUCGCUCUCGGCUAACCUAACCCGUUCAUCCGGUUUCCUUAGUUACAGUCACCGUGACACUCGGAACAUGUCCAUGGAUGAACUGGAAGAGGAGUACCAGCAAUUGAGAGACGAGAAUCAUCAACUUCAGCUCAGAAUUCUCGGCGUAAAUGAAUUAGCCCGCCUCCUUCAAGAUAAGAACGAGCAGUUGCAACUGGUGGAGGAGAAGAAUAAGAGACUUGAGGUAGCCGUGGUGCGCCUUGAAAACAGAUGUUCCAACAUUGAGAAAAUGAGUAAAAACCAGAAGGGUGGUCCCACUUCCCUCCCCUCCAAGACAGGGCAGUCACCAUUCAUCCCUGGUCCCUCACGACAGAUCCUCGAGGGCCUCAUGAAAGAGAACUCAGAGCUAAAGAAAACACUGAACAGUUUGACAAGGAAAGGAGCUUCAGGAUACUUAGAGGCAGUGAAAAUCACGCAACUAGAGGAGGUGAUCGAUUGUCAAAAAGAUGAGCUCCAGUUCACGAGGGACCAGAUACGUCAGCUGACGGGUGGUGACACAGACUCUAAGGACAACUCCGGGGGACUGUCCCUACCAUCCAACGUGUCAGACACUGGACCACUCAAGAGACAGCUCAUCAAGCUACAGCAUGCUACAAAGGUCAAGGAUCGUUUCUGUGCACUUUUGAGUCAGCAAAUUGCCGAGCUCCAAGGGAAACUGUCGGUUGCCCAGCAACAAGCCGGCCAAUCAGAUACCUUGACAAAGGCGACCCCCCAGGUAGAACAAACUGAUGCUCCCUCUGGCAUGCAAGCUAGGUACGAGAAGUUGUUGGAGGACAAGACUAACGAGUUAGACCAGUUGCGGACUAGCCACGCUUCCUCACUUGAGAAACUCGAGCGUGUCGAUCGAGAGCUCAAGAUCAAAGCCAAAGAAGCCGACGAUGUGGACAAGCUGAGGGACCAACUGGACCUCUACAUAUCAGAGAAGGGAGAGCUACUACAGACACUCGAGAUUGCACAGAAAGAUCUCGAGAUGCUCAUGAGCAAAGACUCUGGUGCAGGUGGCAUGGAAGGUGGUAUCUCAAUGGAGGCCUUCAAGAAGAUGGAGAGGGAGAGAGAUGACCUCAGGAAAGUGUUGGAAGAUCAGAGCAACCAGGCCACGGAGCAGCGUCAGAGCUACGAGACUGAGCUGCUGGUGCUCAAGACCCAGCUCGAGAAUGAGGAGUACAAGCGCGCCAUUGCCAGUAGCGAUAUGGAGCACAAGAUCAACGUGUUGGGACAAGAAAAGGCGGAGCUUAACAGAGAUAUUGACGCCAAGGAUGACAAAAUCACAGAGCUUCAAGACGAUAUCGACUGUUAUAAAAGUGAUGUGACGGAACUGAGAGAUGAGCUCAACCAGACCAAGAUAAAAAUGAGCAAAAUAAUGCAGUCCCCUCAGGGCCUCACUAUAGCAUCAAGAGGCACUUAUGGGAACUCUUCACCCUCGGGGAUUUCCAAUGAUGGUUCUAUAAUAUUCAGUCCCAACAAAGCUGGAAUGAUGGUGGCAGUCAAAGACGGCCCCUCCGGAGAUAGCAGGUACUCUGCCAAUCUUCACUGCGAGAAACCAAUCAGUCAUCAAGACAUCCGCACACCAGUGAUUUCCAGGGAUGCUAGGAGUCACGAGCGGCCCACUCAGCUGCCUCCCAACCAGUCCUACCAGCAGUACCCACCCCCUAACAUGGGGCGUUCCAGUCCCUCCAUGACUCCUGGAUCCUACUACUCAUACGGCACUCCCAUCACCCAGCAACCACCCCCUCGUGGUAUGCUCAACCCUGGUUACAGGAGUCCAGGGAUGUCAGGAAUGUACUCACGACCUGGCAACCCUCCAAUGCAGAUGCCUAGUAAGACUCCCACUGGCCAGCAACCACCGUCGUCCCCCUUCCGGACGUACACUCAGCCCAUAUCCACCCCAGUCCCCAUGGUAACAAGCCCCACCUACAUGCGUCCAGGCAGCUACCCCCAGAUAGUGCAGACUGACCACCCCCUCACGACCAGCUCGUCCAUAUACUCUCAGGGGGGCGGAGUCAUGUUCUCACAGCCGGGACAACGAAGAGUGAGUGGCGGUCCCCCUCCCUCUGGCGGUAUGCGUCAAGGCCACCCCUACCACCAGCAGCGACCAGAUGACGAGACAUCCAUCCCUGGAGGUCAAAGGUCACCUUCUCCCAACCCCCGUCGCAAUUCCUAAACUGAUACGAGAGCUUAUUAAUUAGUGAUUUCUCUCCCGACUGUCAUAAAAAUAAUUUGCACGAGUUUCUAUACUAAAUUGAGAAAACAUUCACAUUCCUGUUCAAUUUUUUUGUGUGGUCAGUCACAGUACAUAUAUAAGAAGUAUACAAGUUCAUUGUAAUUGAUUGUACUAUGCAUGAUUGUUGUAUUAUAACGUUACAUAAAUUA